AUGAGGUUUGAAAACGUCUUUUACUUGGCAGUUGCCACUGUGGCUGCUGCCGCACCAGUAGAGCAGACAAAAAAUGUUGUGGACCCUCACAACAGACUCUGGAAGGAUAGUGAAGAGUCGGUCAACGUUGUUGAUCCUCACAACAGGCUCUGGAAGAAGAGUGAAGAGUUGGUCAACGUUGUUGAUCCCCACAACAGACUGUGGAAGGACAGCGAAGAAUCAACAAAUGUUGUGGACCCUCACAACAGACUGUGGAAGGACAGUGAAGAAUCAGUCAAUGUUGUUGAUCCUCACAACAGACUGUGGAAGGAUAGUGAAGAGUCGACCAACGUUGUGGACCCUCACAAUAGACUGUGGAAGAAGAGUGAAGAGUUGGUCAACGUUGUUGAUCCCCACAACAGACUGUGGAAGGACAGCGAAGAAUCAACAAAUGUUGUGGACCCUCACAACAGACUGUGGAAGGACAGUGAAGAAUCAGUCAAUGUUGUUGAUCCUCACAACAGACUGUGGAAGGAUAGUGAAGAGUCGACCAACGUUGUGGACCCUCACAAUAGACUGUGGAAGGACAGCGAAGAAUCCACCAAUGUCGUCGAUCCUCACAACAGACUCUGGUAA
Trichoderma breve is the source of this 615-nucleotide messenger RNA. RefSeq lists its product as uncharacterized. NCBI's taxonomy places the organism in Eukaryota, Fungi, Ascomycota, Sordariomycetes, Hypocreales, Hypocreaceae. The coding region runs from base 1 to 615 and encodes 204 amino acids. The record is from RefSeq and is a predicted model, not a curated record. The transcript has a single exon.